GGAGAGGGCGUCGCUCACAAUAGGCCACUUGCUGCAAUUCCUUGUUGAGUGUGCAGUGGGAGACACCUUGUAGUAGCCGGCGCAGUCGCUGCCGCGGCGCUGACAAAUUCCUGGGCUGGACUACUCCUCAGCUGAUAAUAAUCCUAUGGUAUUCUGUACAAGAUGGCGGUGGCGAGCACGGAAAAAGACGGAAUAAAGCAUACCGAAGAUGGGCAUUUGAACAAUUCGUGCAGUAACCCUGGUCUGAUAUCCCCCGACAAAGAGGACGUUUCACGGCUGCUGACUGUCCCUUUCAGCGGCCGAAUCAGAGGCGGGAUGCGGCCGGGGAAGAAGAUCAUCGUGAUGGGGAUUGUGGACAUUGAGCCUGAAAGUUUUGACAUCAGCCUGACGUGCGGACGCGGCGCGGAGGAGGAGCCGCCGGCAGACGUGGCCCUGGAGCUCUGCGCCCGAUUCGCAGACCGGCAGUUCCUGCGCAGGGCGCGCGUCUCGGGGAGGUGGGGCGAGGAAGAGGCGUCCAUCCCCUACUUCCCCUUCAUCCAGGACCAGCCUUUUAGGAUUGAGAUCCACUGCGAGCACCAGCGGUUCCGAGUGUUUGUGGACGGGCACCAGCUCUUUGACUUCUACCACCGGGUGGCCUCCCUGCCGGCCAUUGACACCGUCCGGAUACGCGGGAGCCUGCAGAUCACCAAGCUGGGUUAGCGCAGCGCGGCGUGGCAUCCGCGGGAGAGACUCCACCCGGGAGAGACUCCACCCGGGAGAGACUCCACCCGGGCGAGAAACACGGAGACAUCUCCCCUCACAUCGCCCAGCGCCGCGGAGGAACAGGCCAGCCCCCGCGCCGACGGUGAGGCUGUCUGCCGCCAUGUAAACCCCUUCACAUCAACCGUCGGACUUUUGCGUAAAUAUUUCAAACCCGUACUGCCGUCUUUGUAGCACGCGGAAGAAUGGUUGCUAUGUGUAAUUGUGUGUCUCAGAUGUAAGGUGAACUUUUAGGUGUAGAUUUGGCAGGGAUUCCACAGUGUAACAUGUGCAAAAAGCCUGUAAAACACCAACCAGUGUAUACCCAGAGUGUUGCUGUGUGCUUGCUGUCUCCUGGAUACACUGCAAAAUUACUGAAACUGCUUCGUAGUAGAAACAAAACAAUAGGCUCUCAGGAAUAGAAUAUCUACUGAUGUAUUUAUUUGUCUGAAAUGUACAUAAUAAUCAAGUCGAUAAUUGCUAAUGUUAACUGGGGAUUGGAUGUGUUACUAUGACAAUAUGGUUAAAACAUUUUCUGAAAAAGGGUGUGUAAAAUCUGGGGCACCCCCCACCCCCACUCAAAAUUAAAUCAGCUGCAUUUUAAAGUUAAUGAUUCUGAGGGAAAGAAAGAUAAAGCCCACAUCAUUUUUGUGUUGUGAAGGCUGUUCAGUGCAUAGCAGUGUACUGGCAGGGGCAAAUGUGGAAUUCUACAGUUUAGUUAAUAAUUCUGGUUCUACCCAGUCAUUCAUUUUUGUAAAUAUGUUCUUGCACUAACACAGAGCUACACUGUAGUAAUGUAGUCGAGACAGAACUGUGUUUGGUGUUAGUGGUCCAGGUGAACUGUUGAUUCGUUAAUUGGCACCAAGAGCUGUUUUUUGAAAAAGUUCUCAGUAUUUCACCUUAUGAUAGUGUCUUCAUGGGACAGUGUGUGUGAGUGAUUGACUCUGUGUGUGUGUGUGUGUGUGUGUGU
This is a messenger RNA of Megalops cyprinoides (Indo-Pacific tarpon), 1708 nucleotides long. Its product is annotated as galectin-related protein-like. Lineage: Eukaryota; Metazoa; Chordata; Actinopteri; Elopiformes; Megalopidae. The record is from RefSeq and is a predicted model, not a curated record. Gene Ontology annotation, molecular function: carbohydrate binding. The transcript has 5 exons. The coding region runs from base 163 to 699 and encodes 178 amino acids.